This is a messenger RNA of Diaporthe citri, 2457 nucleotides long. RefSeq lists its product as uncharacterized. The coding region runs from base 1 to 2457 and encodes 818 amino acids. NCBI's taxonomy places the organism in Eukaryota, Fungi, Ascomycota, Sordariomycetes, Diaporthales, Diaporthaceae. The transcript is spliced from 2 exons. The record is from RefSeq and is a predicted model, not a curated record.
AUGACCGCCAUUCGCCCACAACCACCGCCUGGGCAGCAGCGUCGCGAAGAGGCUCUGGCGCAGGCCGAGGCGAACCGAAUUCUGCUGUCGCAGUCACGCCUUCCUCUCAUACUCGCCGUCUUCUACGUCGCCCUGCUGGUUGUGCCGUGGGUCUUGACCUGCAAGAUCGCAGACCAGCCAUCGUUCAUUGUCCAUAUCUACGAAAGGGGCUAUGAAUACUACGUGCAGCACGGAUGGGUCAUCGCCAUCAACGUCCUCAACUCGCUCGCGGCUGUCCUCUCGCUGCCCAUCUUGAGCGCCCUGCUGGCCCGCGCCGCUGUUGUCUUCUCGCAGCGCCGUAAGCCAGGCCAGACCCUCAGCGUACGCCAGCUCUUCGCACUUGCUGACCGCGACUGGUACAACUUCUUCAAGGUCCUGUCGCCCGUCGGGUCAUCGGCACUCCUCAGGCUUGGCUUCUUGGUGCUUUUCAUCGCACUUUCACUGCCGCUUGUCCGACCGGGUCUUGUGGCCUACGACAACGUACUUGUGAUGUCCAACUUCCCGGAGCACCAUGAAAAAGCGUUGGAUUACGGUGCACUAGGUUAUACCCCCAGCCCGCUUGCGGCCAAGACAGCAUCUGAGCAAGAUCAGGACAAAGUGAUCACCGAGACACGCAAAAGCCUACGGACAACUGUUGGGGGCAUCGAGCCAAAUCUGUGGCCAGUGUGCAACGACAAGACGACGUCGGAUGGCACUUGCGGUUUCACAUAUGGCCCGUACGACCUGGGGCAGAGCAGACUCGGCAACUUCUGGGAGUGGCCUAAUCAAGCCGCAUACGAGCGGAACUACAGCACGAACGGCUCAGCUUUGAUGCAUGCCUCGACCUUGAGAGCCGGUUCGUCGAUAGGAUCUUACUACAAGAACGAGUUCGGAGCUUAUACCCUCGGCUUGAAGAGCGGCACAAGAUGCGAGCCAAUUUCUGCUCAAGAAGUUGAGGAACAGUGCCUCCGAUCUACAGAUACCGGGGCGCUGCCCACUGCGGCGCGGGGCUGGAACACGAAUCUGGCCAUCGAAGGCGAGGUAGUUGUCGAUAUAUGUUAUCCUCCGCUCGAAAGAAGUCCCUGGGAGACUGCCGACGCAUUCCCAUGGAAGCCAAUCAACUUCACCGAACACCUCUACAUCGGCCUCUCAGACAACGGAUCAACAUGGGAUUGCCCAAGCUGGUCGGAGGACUGCGGGUAUGCAGGAACCGACGACGGGCUUUACCUCCAUUGUCAGGCCGACUUUAUGAUGAGCUUCUUUGAGAUAGGGAGCGCUAGGACUAAAGGCGUGCCGACCCGCUUCCUGGACGAGAUGCCCUCGGGCUUCGACAUUCCUCGCGGCAAAGACUUGAGCAGCAGGUCUGACAUCUCGUCAAGAGACAGCCCAACCAGUGAUUAUAUCGGGCCCCUGAAGACGGCAACAAUGGCAAUGUUCGGGAACGAUAGCUGGCUCGACACGUUCAACCUCGUAACUGCGGACUUGGAGCCCCGCCAACGCAACAACGAAUGGUGGACACUACCGGUGCGUGUACAGGGGCCACAUACGGGGACAACGCUUGAGGACUGGUACACGCCUUCAAGACUAUUUUCAUGGCUCGCCCGGGACUUCUUCCGGUCAUUCUCCACCCGCAAGCUAGCAAGGGCAACACUCAACACAGCAACAUUCUACGCGAACAACGCCUUGUUAACUCGGAUGAAGGACCGUGGCGAUUGGCGCGCACAGGAUUACAAACGCACUACAGAAGAGAGCGACGAGCUGAUGGUUGUACCCGUGCUCAGCACGGCUGCAAUCGUCACCGUAUCUAUCCUCAUCGCUCUGCAGGUUGUCUGUAUCGUCAUCCUCCUCGUCUACAUCUACAGCCGCCGUGUUUGGACCCUGACCCUCGAUGCCCUGGCAAUGGCGCGUGUCGGCGCCCAGCUCUCGGCGCUGGACGUGUUCCUGGUCCCCCGCGAGACGGGGACGCUGGGCACGGCCCGGCUGAACCCACGAGCCGUGAAGCAGCUGGACCAGGUCGACGGCCUGGUCGGCGCGACCGCCCUGACGGGGCAUCACGACAUCGAGUUGGCGACGAUGCCGCCGCCGUAUGCGCCGCGGGGCGAGGAGCCGAGUACCCGGGAGGAGCGGAGGGUACACCAGCCCGGCGCAGCGUCGGCGGCGCGGGACGCGGCAGCGCAUGACCACCCCGUGCCGUCAUACUCGCCACCUGCCGACGAGCACACGGUGCGGGCGGCUGGCGGGGAGGCCGGAAUUGCAGGUGGGCGUGAUGAUGCACACGAGAUGGCAAUAUCUCAUGCGGCGUCGUCCGAGUCGCGAGGCGCUGUGCUCCCGGCGGUGAUCUCGCUCGAGGCCAUUGCAGUUGGGGGUCGAGGGCUCAUCACGAGGCGGAUGUGGCGAGCGGCUGAUAAACCCCUACCGGCACGACCUGCAGAACAAUGA